AUGGCCGUCGCUGAGAAUGCUGGUAUCAAAGUUGACUCUUCUGCUCAGAACUUAGACAACAACAACACUACUCCAAAUGGUGGAGGGAGUCUCAAGAGUGAGAUCAAAGAUUUGUCUGAUGCGUUGUCCAAGCUCAACCCCAUGGCGAAGGUGGAUUUGAUGAAAGAAGGCAAGAUAGUGACCCUGCGCAAUGCUAAGAUUGACAUAUACCAAGGAUCUAUGAGGCUUGCAGUUGAUAGAUGGGGCUGCGUUAAAGUCUCAGAGGAGCCACCAGACAUCAUUGUCAAGGAAAAUAACAAUCUUUCUCUCAUCGAGUAUGAGCUUGUGAGUGUCGAAGCUUGA
This is a messenger RNA of Eruca vesicaria subsp. sativa (arugula), 342 nucleotides long. NCBI's taxonomy places the organism in Eukaryota, Viridiplantae, Streptophyta, Magnoliopsida, Brassicales, Brassicaceae. The record is from the annotation of a GenBank genome assembly.